CCCGCGCGUGCUGCAUCUGGAGGUGCUCUCGGCGUCCCGCCGCGGCGGGAGCCUCUCUCUCCACAGCAGCUUUGUGAGUGGUACUCUCGGCGCUGUCGGGGUACUGCUGGAGCUACUGGAGGUGCUGCUGGUGCUGGAGGUGCUGGAGAUGCUGCUGGUGCUGCUGGUGCUGGAGCUGCUGGAAGUGCUGCUGGUGCUGGAGCUGCUGGAGGUGCUGGAGGUGCUACUGGCGCUGGAGCUACUGGAGGUACUGCUGGAGCUUCUGGAGGUGCUGCUGGUGCUGGGUCUGCUCGAGGUGCUGCUGGGACUUCUGGAGGUGCUGCUGGUGCUAGUGCUGCUGGUGCUGGAGCUGCUGGAGGUGCUGGAGGUGCUGCUGGUGCUGGAGCUGCUGGAGGUGCUGCUGGGACUGGAGACUCGGGGCUGAGGGUGCCGGUUCUGUCUCUACUGAUUCUCGAGGCGCUUCCACCACCUGUCAAGUCCCAGUCGCAGUUGCAGCAGGCCUCUCCACUGCCUAGUCCUUCUCCUUACUCUGGACCGACUAGAGGUCUUACGGAGCGUCGUGAGCCUGAGUCUCGUCCUGUGUCGCCUGAGUCUCGUUCUGCAUCGCCAGUCCGUCCUGUUCGCGCUGUUCGUGUUUCGCGUCCGCGUCCUCUUCCUGUCCCUGGCACUCACUCUAUGACUCUGCGUCCUUCCACUGCUCCACAGCGUGUCCCUUUGCUGUUUCCUCCUGCGUCCUCUCUUCCUGCCGGUCCGGACCCUGCGUCUGACUCCCUACGUGCUGCUAGUCCAGCUGUCGCGCGUUUUCUGGACACUGCUGUCACUGACCCUUUGUUUGAGUCCACUGCUGCGUCUGCUCUUGUUUCUGAGCUUGUUGACUUCGCUGCAGCCUGUCGCCUAGACUACGCCACUAGUCUUGUUGCUGAGUCUGCGUCUGCGUCUGUCUGUCCUCCGUCCGUCGGGGGUGAGUGUGCUCUUAGCACGGACGUUCUUGAGGACAGACAGGAGGAGUUUGAGUGCUUUGCUGCUUCUGUACCUCAUCUCGUGUCCAUGCUGAUUGCCCCUAAGGGAGACCCGGAUGCACCAGACAUCCCAACCCCGCGCUCUUACGCAGAGGCGAUAGAGGGUCCCUAG
Closterium sp. Naga37s-1 is the source of this 1131-nucleotide messenger RNA. The record is from the annotation of a GenBank genome assembly. Lineage: Eukaryota; Viridiplantae; Streptophyta; Zygnematophyceae; Desmidiales; Closteriaceae.